This is a messenger RNA of Astyanax mexicanus (Mexican tetra), 2141 nucleotides long. RefSeq names its product solute carrier family 10 member 2 (gene slc10a2). Bases 208 to 1308 code for a protein of 366 amino acids. The record is from RefSeq and is a predicted model, not a curated record. The transcript is spliced from 6 exons. Gene Ontology annotation, cellular component: apical plasma membrane. Gene Ontology annotation, molecular function: bile acid:sodium symporter activity. NCBI's taxonomy places the organism in Eukaryota, Metazoa, Chordata, Actinopteri, Characiformes, Acestrorhamphidae. Gene Ontology annotation, biological process: bile acid and bile salt transport.
UGGUAAAACGUUCAAGGAGUCUCUGUGCACGUCUCGUCACCAGGGGGGAGAAGGAGGGAGAGAGAGCAAGUGAGAGAAGCAAGGAAACACAACUGGAAACAUCAGGACUUUCUCGCUUUGGAUUGUACUCAAAACCCUGACUUGCUUGCUUGCUUGCACUCUCUCUUCUUUCCUAUUUUGUCCAUCAGCACCCAAAAACAAACCACCAUGGCGACCCCAGAGCCAGUCUGCCAUGCCAAUGCCACCAUCUGCUCUGGCACGUCCUGCUUGGUCCCCGAAAGCAACUUCAACGCUAUCCUGAGUCUGGUCUUGAGCACAGUCCUCACAGUCAUGCUGGCCAUGGUCAUGUUCUCCAUGGGCUGCACGGUGGACGCACCCAAGCUUUGGUCACAUAUCCGCCGACCCUGGGGCAUCUUCAUCGGCUUCCUCUGCCAGUUCGGGAUCAUGCCUUUUGUCGCCUUUGCUCUCUCGCUGGCUUUCCAGGUGCUGCCCGUCCAGGCUGUGGUCAUCAUGAUCAUGGGUUGCUGCCCCGGAGGCUCCAGUUCCAACAUCAUUGCCUACUGGCUAGAAGGAGACAUGGACCUCAGUAUCAGUAUGACCACCUGUUCAUCGAUCCUGGCUUUGGGGAUGAUGCCUCUCUGUCUGCUCAUCUACACCUCAGUGUGGACUUCAGCAGAUACCAUUCAGAUUCCCUACGACAGCAUAGGAAUUACGCUGGUGAGUCUGCUUAUUCCAGUCAGCGUGGGAAUGUUCGUCAAGCACAAGUGGCCCAAAGUGGCAAAGAAGAUCCUGAAGGUUGGAUCUAUUGUGGGCAUCCUUCUGAUCAUUAUCAUCGCUGUGGUGGGGGGUGUGCUCUAUCAGUCCUCCUGGACGAUCGCGCCCGCUCUGUGGAUCAUCGGAACCAUUUACCCUUUCAUCGGUUUUGGUCUGGGCUUUUUGCUGGCACGCUUUGUUGGACAGCCCUGGCACAGGUGUCGCACCAUCGCCCUGGAGACAGGCUUCCAGAACUCGCAGCUGUGCAGCACCAUAGUCCAGCUGUCCUUCGCCCCUGAAGAGCUGGAGGUCAUGUUCGCCUUUCCCUUAAUCUACAGCAUCUUCCAGAUGGUGGCGGCCGUUAUGGCGGUUGGAGGCUACCAGUUGUACAAGAGGCACUGUAAGAAAAGCGUGCCUGUGGAGGACAGUGAGAGUGGGGCCGGAGGUUCUGAUAUUGUCCCCUGUAAGGAGAAGCAGGACUAUGGUUUGGACAAUCAAGGAUUUCGGUUUGAUGAGAACGGCAACGCUAACAAAGGCAGCAUGACUCAACUGUGAGUCAGAGUCCCUCUCACUCUGAGCCCCCCCAACCGAGGCGUCUGCUGGCAGAAGGGUAUACCCAGACCUCCCCCUCCCAGACUGGAGGAAUGAACUGCGGGUCCAGACCCUCAUUAUUUAUUAGUCUUUCAAGCUGUGGCAAGCCGGGUGCAACAAUCGAAUUGACCACGUCAGUAAGAGCGCCCUGUGUGAGAAAUGCGCACUUAUAUAGACUGUUGUUGGGUCAGUUCAUAAAGUACCUCCCCCCAGGUCAACCUAAGAGCCAUGACUGAUCCAGAUUCAGAUUUAGAUCAGGCUCCUGAAUCCCAUUGGCUCUUCUUAACAACAGCUUUUGAGCUGGACACAUAUCAGCCCAAUUCCAGUAAAGACAUUAAAUAUUUCCAAUAACCUACAGAACCAAUUUUUGCUCUUCAGGUGAAUCACAGGCUUUUCUUACUGUACUGUUCUUCUGUUGUAACUUAAAAUUAAAUUUACUUAAAACUUUACUUAAUGGUUUCUAAAAUUCUAAUAUUGGGUGCUCAGCAUUUUUAGCUUCUUUCAAACACUGUACACAAAAUUUUGAGUCAAAAUGACAUGUUGAAAGAAUGAAUCUGCAGACUCGACUCAAAGCUUUCAAUAAACCAGCAUUACUAUAUGAACAGUAUAAGAUGGGAUAUAUGGGGUAUACAUAAUUAACAUUAUUGACGUUUAUAAUUGUCUUUAUUUAAGUUGAAAUUGUCUGCGUAUAAAAUAUCUUGUCUAAGCUGCUGUAUUUUGCAUGUGCAUUUUUCAAUAUGACCUUAUUUUUAAUAUUUAUAUGUCCAAAAAAAAAGAAAAUAAAUCUUGGAUUGUUA